Molecule: messenger RNA, 1740 nt
Organism: Cyclocybe aegerita
Lineage: Eukaryota; Fungi; Basidiomycota; Agaricomycetes; Agaricales; Hemipholiotaceae
Source: the annotation of a GenBank genome assembly
AUGCCUGCUCUCCUUCGAACCCACCCCAAUACCACGCUCACCAAACCUCGAGACAUUACCGCGUGUCGACUCCAAAACCGCCUGCUCCCCGCUCUCCAACUGUGCCCAGACCUCCUCGAAUAUCUUUUCUUGCUUGGUGCCAGCCUCGAAACCGAGGACUACCACCGCAGGCGCGCUGUCCUUGCCUACUCUCAAGUAUGCCACGACUGGAGGACCACUGCACUUGCUACGAAGUCACUCUGGGUGCAACUCACCGACUUCGACGAUAUGUCUUGGCGAUGGAAUGAGGAGAUGUUACAUCGUUCUCACCCCCUUCCUGUCGAGGUCGGCUCGUGCACAUUCCCAGCACGCGAGACGAACGUGGUAUCCUCGGAGAUGGGAUACCUUGGAAGGAUCCGGACGUACCGGCUGGGGUUCGCAGAUGAGGCCUGGGAUAUUCUCGAGAAGAAGCUGCAAGAGCCAGCAGAGAAGCUGGAAUGCCUCAGCCUCGCGUAUGUCCCACUUCAUCCUUCGAAGACGAAUCGACCGUGGUACAUCCUCCCUCGGAACUUAUUCGACAAUCGCGCACCGCAGUUGAGGCGGCUGAAACUCGAAGGUUUCACCUUGGAUUUUGGAAUCGACGCACCUGCCCCUCGCUCGCUGACGUCAUUGAGCGUGCUCAACCUCGACGCCAGUCACAAAUUAGCGCCCAGCGCCUUCGACUGGAUCGCUCUCGUCUCUACGCUACCCUUCCUCACCAACCUCUUUCUCAAAGACGCCAUUUCUCCAGUGACAUUUCUUUCUAUCCCCCGUGCUCGGCUCUCGACGAUACCGUCUUCGAAAAUCCAUCUCUCCCGCCUCGCGUCGCUGCAUUUGGAGGCCAGUACCAGUGCCGUGGGAGCAUUCCUCAAAUUCGUUAUCCUUCCAGCAGUAAACGAUCUCAGCGUAACAUGCUCCGAUGCGCAACCAGGAGCGGAGAUGGAAGACGUUUUCGAACCAUUUUUUGACGUUCUUGGAAGGGCUAUCCGAAGACAACGCGAGAAGGGCAACAUAUCUCUUCCCCUUCUCCUCUACGCCCGUACUUCCAGCAUCUCCGUUUGCACGGAUGAACGCGUUCUCGGACACGAAAAGGAUAUUUCGUACCCAUCUUCCUCGACGUCUUCCUUCAACUUCUACCUUGACUUUCACGCUCGCCUUUCGGGCUGUUGGGAAUCGCUCCUCACACCUAUUCUUUCCGCAUUCUCCAAUCCCGCUCUAUGCAACGAUCCUCUUUCUCUGAAUAGCGGACUCGUAUCCCAUAUCACCUCACUCGAGGUCCUUCUACCUUCCUGCCAUCCCGCUCUCGCACCUUUCCUGCGCAAAGCUACGCAUCUCGAGGCACUUGUCAACCUCCCAGCGACGCUAAUUAAGAACCUCCUUCCUGAACUUAGAUUCACCCCGCCCCAUCGUUCCCACUCACCUUCUCCAUCCAACACCUCAAACACCUCCUCGUCGUACACCCUUGCGCCUCUGCCGUCCAUACCGGAUGUCCCACUCCCACACUUGCACACGAUAUCAUUCAACGACGACAAAUCUGCCUGGGGUGUACCGUACGGGACGCUCCUCUCGUAUCUGCGUUGGCGCUCCGAGGACGCCGAAGCCCCGCUCAGUCGGGUGGUCUUCCGCCGAUGUCUUCUGCUUGAUGAAAAGGUUUCGGAGCUCGAGGGCAUUGGCGUCAGGGUGGAGUACGAUGGUGAAGGGGUAAGAUGGCAGAAUUUCUGA